AUGUCUAUGAAAGGAGAUGUUUACAGCUACGGGGUUUUGUUACUAGAGAUGUUAACGGGAAAGAGGCCUACUGAUUUGAUGUUUGUGGAUGGUUUUAACAUUCGUAACUUUACUAGUCAAGCCUUAACAGGAAACGCAAUUGAGUUUGUAAUGGAUCCAGUAAUUUUAAAAAGUGACAUUGUUAUUGGUCAGAGGGACAAUUGUCUGAUUGCAAUGGUGAAGAUUGGUUUGGCUUGCACGGAAGAGCUACCCCAAAAUAGGAUGAACAUGACCGAUGUUGUUAGGGAGUUGCAACAGAUCAAGAAGGCCAUAUUCAAGUGA
This is a messenger RNA of Impatiens glandulifera, 321 nucleotides long. RefSeq names its product putative receptor-like protein kinase At3g47110. The record is from RefSeq and is a predicted model, not a curated record. The coding region runs from base 1 to 321 and encodes 106 amino acids. Gene Ontology annotation, molecular function: protein kinase activity. Gene Ontology annotation, biological process: protein phosphorylation. Lineage: Eukaryota; Viridiplantae; Streptophyta; Magnoliopsida; Ericales; Balsaminaceae. The transcript has a single exon.